Bemisia tabaci is the source of this 2601-nucleotide messenger RNA. The record is from RefSeq and is a predicted model, not a curated record. NCBI's taxonomy places the organism in Eukaryota, Metazoa, Arthropoda, Insecta, Hemiptera, Aleyrodidae.
UGUCUUUCCAGGUGUUGAAGUUCCAGUUUUGAAAUUUUAUCUGAAAUGAUGAAGACAACAUUAGGAUCAAUUUUAUAGUGUUGAAAAUGAAAACAGGUCGAAAACCUGUUUAUUUUCCUUUGAAAAUAUAUUCUUAAGAAGGCUUAAUAGGACUGAGUCAACGUUUUCCUCAAUUUCGAUUAAAGUUUUCAUUCCCCAAGCAUGUAAUUGACAAAAUGAAAACUCAUGAUAAAAAUUGACGCAUCAAAAAUUGUUGAUCAUUCGAGUUUGAACAGUAGCAACAUUUCUUAAUCUUCCUGACUGAAUUUAGUACAGAGUGUCUAAAGCACCUUUUGGAAAACAUCGUCAUACCUCUCAGUUCUCAACAUUUUUCCAAGCACCUCAAUUUUUCCGUUUUUCGUUUACAGACCCUUUUGAAAUUGCUAACUGGAGCUAUUGCCCCUCAUGGAUUUUUGCAGGUUACUCGUUCUAGUCGUGCUCUCUCAUGCAUUGCUUCUAAAUACUGAAAAAUGAUCAUACCUUAAGAUAACGAUACAAUAUAUGUUUUGAAAAUGAUUAUUGCAUUAAAGCUUAUCAAUUAUGUUCUGUAUCCACUAUGUUACACGUUUUGUCCCUUAAAAAUUAACACAAUUUAGUCGACAACAUCAGUCACAGAUAUCAUGGAAUGUGGCGAACAUGUGUCACACUUUUGACUUUCAACUCUUUCGUGUGAAUAACCCGGGUACGGCGCGAGGAAUUUUGAUGUCUUAUCAACCGCAGGCUCAUUAUCACACCAGUAAAUUUUGAACGCACACUACAAUUAUCUAAAGCCCUCUUGCCUAAUAGUCUGUUGAUCAAAGUGGGACACUCAAAAAGGACACUCUUCAAUUGAAGAAGGACUUGUGAAACUUGAACCGGAGUGAUUCAAAACAAUAAAUAAUAUGUUCAUAAUUAAAUGUUGAUUAAUUGCAUUGCAUCCCUUCUGUUUGCCUUGAUUAACUACUCAUUUUGUACUUCAAAGUUCAGACUAUAUUUAGUGUUUAUAGCAUGGUUUAUAUUUUUAACGGUGUUUGCUGUUUCCUUACAAACUUGAUCCACUUGUAUUUUUGAGACUAAUGCACCAGGAAACAAAUGCAUCCGGAAUGUUGCCGCGGACCGCCGAGACCCUACGGAAAGUCCAAACAAUGAAUAUUUGCGGUCAUUUGAUAGAAAGGUCACCGCCGGAGAUGAGAGCUGCCGCGGACGGAGAGUGUGCCCAUGCGGCAUCAGGAUUCCGCGGAUUAGCAUUCGCAUCUCAACAACGGUGUCCGGGCUCGACCGGGGGCAGUUGUCAGGUGGUGAACGGGUGCCCCAAAUGCGUGGUAUUUGUUAGCAAAUGUAAGUUGGCAGCUUGUAUCAGCGGAAAACCCGAGAAGCCUGUCGACUUAACUACCUGCGUCGAGGCAUUGAAUCUCAGCGAUAUUUGAUAUAGAGAAGAGUGUUGAUAGAGAUACACGGAGAAAAAUCUAUGGUUUUAUAAACCAAUUGAAUCAGUUGAGGACGAAAGCACAUACCAACUCGGUAACUCGAAAAUGCUCAAUUUUCAUUGAAGAUUGUCAGUUUUAUAAAGGUCAUUGAAUUUAGUGCAUUAGCAGCCGGAUUGUUGAAACUUUACCUGGCUAUGUCGGCACGAUAAGACAAGACAUAGCCGUACCUUUGCCGUGUAAUAUAUAGAUUUUCGAUUCUUGUCGUGCCGACAUAAAUUUCAACAAUCGGGUUGCAGUUCCAACUUGGACCUUUAAAGUGUCCUUAAGUACUUGUCUUAAGGCACACAAAUCUUUCUCUUGGGCUAACUCCUUCACUUUCUGUGCAGUUUUGUGUGUGUCUUAUUAAUUGUUCUCAUUUUUUCGAAUUGAUGAGUUUUCGUUCUCACUGAUUCAAUCAAUGAUUCAUUUAGAAUACCACUAAUAGUCGUAAAUGUACUAAUAAUUCUUGGUCUGUGAACUAUACUAAAUAGUAAUUCGUACCAUACUAAGGUAUAUGUACUAUCACUAAGGUAUGUGUGCUAUAAACUAACUAACUAACUAUUAUACCUUACCCUUUACUUCUAUUAGUGGUUUAUCGUAUGAACCACUAAUUGAUUUAUAAGAUAUAGCUUUUUCUCAAUGCACAGGAAAAAGCCGCCCAUAAAGUACAGAACGCUUUAGAAGAGGAAGAAGGCCUCAUCUUGAGUUAGCAGUGCAUACAAGAGGAAGAAAAGUCUAGGACUACGCCUCGUAGCGCUGAGAUCAACCCGUGGUGUUUAUUUUUCGGAAAUUAAUUCGGGAUGAAACUUCAAUCUGAGAAGGCAACUUUUAAUCCAAAAUUCAUCACGAAAGGCCAAUUUGAAGAAAAUAGGUUAAGCAGAGCGUUAUGCUCUUUUUAGAGGGCGCGGAUGGACCUGUGUUACAAGUGCAUAAUACUGGGAGGGGGCUACACAGUCUGAUUAUCAGCGUUACGUAUUUUAUGAGCGGGCCGAAAGUUGUACCUUAAUUAAAUUGCAUUGCAGUAAGAAUACCUGUGUUGAAAGAUCAGAUAUGCUGUUUUGUAUACAAAUGCUUAUGUAGUUUGAAUAAACUCGUUGCUCGGACACAUACAUUUUAA